CUGAGACCCCCUUGAGAUGCCUUCUUCGGUAGAGUAGGAUUUCUGUUGCUUUGCUCUUAAACAAUCUCAAGCUAGCUGCUUUCUAACAUCCAAACCUCCUCCCAGAACACUUUUGGUCUCCUGUUCUCUUCUUGUCGUUGCCACUCUCACUUGCUCUUGCUUGAUUCGAUGGCAAUCUCACUGCUGGACACUCCAAACCCUCCCUUGGCCUCACCAAUUGGUUUCGAGGGAUACGAGAAGCGCCUGGAGAUCACACUCUCCGAGGCACCCAUUUUUGUGGACGCCCAUGGUUGGGGGCUGCGUGCUCUUUCACGGGCACAGAUCGAUUCCAUUCUGGAUCUGGCACGAUGCACCAUCGUGUCUCAUCUCUCGAACAAGAACUUCGAUUCAUAUGUCCUCUCCGAAUCCAGCCUCUUUGUUUAUCCCUACAAAAUAAUCCUCAAGACUUGCGGGACCACGAAGCUCCUCCUAUCCAUUCCUAGAAUUCUUGAACUUGCUGCAGAGCUUUCGCUCUCUGUUUUCUCUGUUAAAUACUCUCGUGGGACCUUUAUCUUUCCUGGUGCACAGCCGUCCCCCCACCGUAGCUUCUCCGAUGAAGUUGCUGUGCUCAAUCAGUUCUUUGGCAGCCUCGAGUCAGGUGGUGAUGCAUAUGUGAUUGGUGAUUCAGCGAACGCAGAUCGAAAAUGGCAUAUAUACUAUGCUGCCAAUAAGCCUGAGCUGCCGAUGGUCACCCUCGAGAUGUGCAUGACUAAGUUGAACACUGAACGGGCGUUAAUCUUCUUUAAGAAUUCGGUGGAAGGACAUGAGUGUCCUGCCAAGGCCAUGACGAAGCUCUCUGGUAUCUCCAAUAUUAUUCCUGAGAUGGAGAUCUGUGACUUCGACUUCGAGCCCUGUGGCUACUCCAUGAAUGGGAUUCAUGGCCCGUCGCUCUCCACCAUCCAUGUGACACCCGAGGAGGGUUUCAGUUACGCUAGUUAUGAGGCAAUGGGGUUUGAUCCUCUGACCUCGGUGCCGCAGGACUUAAUCGAGAGGGUCCUCAGGUGCUUUGACCCUUCAGAAUUCUCUCUUGCAGUCACCAUCUUCGGUGGCCGUGGACUAGCAGGCACUUGGACAGACAAGAUACUUCUUGAUGGUUACACCUGCAAAGAUAGAGUGGAACAAGAUCUCCCAGGCGGUGGCCUGUUGAUAUACCAAGCAUUUGCUGCUUCUGCUGUAACUGCAGUGUCGCCCGGACCCAAUCUACAUUACUAGGAAGGAGAAGACGGGGAUAAAACUCUGAAAGAUGAUGCCAGAGGAUCCUGCUUGGAAGGUGAAGGGAUGGAGAGAUGAGAAGAGUUCACGAGGAAGAUGAUGUUGUGCAGAAAGUUGGCCAAGUUUUUAGUUCUAGUAGUGUUUUAUGAUCCCUUGUGCCACACUUGACCAGGGGUCCUUGUGUAACUAGGAAUUCACACGAAUGUGCAGUGGCGUUCGGGACAGAGGAUGCUGGUGUCAAGCAAUAGCUCUAGGUGGCCUCCUGUGUGUGCCACGAUGACCACCACCAGCCUUUUUAUAGACCGAAUUCAUGCAUGAUCAGGUGCUGUUUGGACAUAAAAUUUGCAGCCUGCGUAA
Molecule: messenger RNA, 1608 nt
Organism: Musa acuminata AAA Group (dessert banana)
Lineage: Eukaryota; Viridiplantae; Streptophyta; Magnoliopsida; Zingiberales; Musaceae
Product: S-adenosylmethionine decarboxylase proenzyme-like
Exons: 1
Coding region: 169-1251 (360 amino acids)
Biological process (GO): spermidine biosynthetic process; spermine biosynthetic process
Cellular component (GO): cytosol
Molecular function (GO): adenosylmethionine decarboxylase activity
Source: RefSeq, a predicted model, not a curated record